GUAGAGUGCCCCAAAUACUUGUGGCAAAAUAUCAGUUGCUCAAAAAAAAAUCACAUCAUCAUUGUUUGCUGGAGCAUAUUUUUUUGGAUCCAAAUAUCUUAAAUAGCAGUUUUUGUGUAUCAAGCAGCAAACCAGCGACUAAAAAACGCCAAAGUGACCUAAAUCUCAGCUUUGCCCCGUUGUCUCCGCUAAGAGCAAUAGAGAUGCAGAGCAGAGCAAGAUCAUCAUCCCGCCGAGCUCGUAAAAAUAUACAGGACCUGAGACUGGCGGCGCUGUAAAGACACGAGGUACCGACUGGCUACCGCCGCCGCCUUCUGUAUUUUCGGGUAAUUCCCCUUUUCUUCGCCGGCCUGGAUUCCCCCCUUCUAUUUCCCUUUACCUUGUUCUGUAUGCGAGCCUACCUGUUGCCGCGGAAAGAGCAAGAGUUCCGCAUCUAGAGUUCAAAUUUCUAUUCUUAUUUCUGCUUCACGGUUGCCUAGUGACGGAGUAGACGCUGGCUAUGCUCCAUGGACUAGCAUGUUUUCACGAACUGGAUAGAUGUGCCCUAGCGAAUCCGGUUCAGUGAUGGCAUCCAUGCUCUUUAGUAAGCAAGUACUAUGUUUUUCUUCUGAAUUGCAAUUAGCAAGUUAGUACAUCGUAAACUUUCACAUCUACUCCCUCCGUUCCUAAAUAUUUGUCUUUUUAGGAUUUCAAAUGGACUACCACAUACGGAUGUAUAUCGACACAUUUUAGAUUGUAGAUUCACUCAUUUUGCUCCGUAUGUAGUCAUUUGUUGAAAUCUCUAGAAAGACAAAUAUUUAGGAACGGAGGGAGUAGUUUUCUUAUUCCGAAAAUAGAUAAAAUCAAGUCACAUCUAAUUUGAAGAUCUGAGCGACACUUGGGCAUUUUGAUUCAUUUCGCCUGAGAAUAUACCUGAUUAAUCAGCUCGCUGAACCAAGUUAGCGGCGCCCCGUGUCAAAUUAAUUCCUGGAAAACUUCCUUGUGUUUUUGGUCUUACCAAAGCACCGAAGUAAAAAACAGCAGAGCAGAGCAGAGAAUGCUAUGAUGUACAAGCUGAACAAUGCACUUGUCUUAAGAACAGAGUGUUAGUAUAAUUUUCUCCUUUUGCGCUACUGUUUUCUUCAUUUAAUGAAACGACAGGAGAGCUGUCAUUUGGUUUCAAAGAAACGCCGUAGAUUAUGUGCCGGGGAACACAGUUUGUUAUGUUUGUGACUAUAAGCACUAUUGAAACAUCAUAUGUGUGCGUGUCUGUCGUUAGUUCUUAUGUCUGUUUCUCUUCAGAGUUUUACUUCAUUGAGUAAAGAAGGAUGUCACAGGAAAGGAUGUUGGAGGAAGUUGUGUCCCCCUUUCUUAUGCAGUUAUCGAAAGCAAGAGUUCAUUCGUUGACACUGGACGGGGAUAGUUUACCUUCAGAGAUCAAACUUCUGUUUGAAAAUAUCGAGAGAGAAGCACGUGACAUGGAGGAUGUACUAAAGCGGGUGUCUAGAUGGGAAAGUGAGAUUAUCAAUGACUUCGGAGGAAUUGCUCGGCAUUUAGAUGACAUCAUAGAAGAAGAUAGCCAGCAGCAAUUUGUACAUUCCAAGCUUCAGAUUGUGAACACCGAAAUGUCCAACUUAAAAGACCGCAUGAAAUUUCCUCUCCAUGUUCCUUUGAUCAAGCCAGCAGCUCCUGCGUUGUUAUCAUCAUCUUUACCGUCCAAAUUGCUGUCUGCAGAUGCUUCAGAGCAAUGGAAAAAACUGGAGAUUGAGAAGAAAAUCCUUGAGAGCUCCAUGAUAUCUAAUUUGCAGCUCAGCUAUUAUAAUCUUGAUAUUCAGCUGAAGCUGUGCUUGUUAUGCUUCUCUAUAUUCCCAGAAAAUUGCAUUAUUAGCAAGAGGGCUAUGAUCCAUUGGUGGAUUGGUGAAGGGCUAGUAGAGGCCACAAGAAGUCAGACAGCUGAAGAUAUUGGGAAGGAGUGCUUUGAGAGGUUAAUCACUGCAGAGAUGAUUGAACCUGUACGUCAUAAACGUAACUGUACUGUGAACCAAUGUACUCGCCGUGCUUGUCUAGUCGGAGAACAUAUUCAGGUAACAGAGACGACACCACUCAGAAAUCAGUCCAAUCCAGAUUACCUUCUUGCAAUAUUCAAUGUGAGCGAGCAAUACCUCCAGUUCGACAAGAAUUGGUUCUUGGAUUUGAGGAAGAUCGAAGUUCUCCAACUAGGUCGGUGGCAUAACUUGUACCGACACCAUAUUGAGGUUGACAGCACGGAAUAUUUGGAAGGGUUGCAGUCAUGCAAACAAUUGAAAUAUCUUUGUCUGCGGGGUAUCUCCCGUAUCACAGAGCUUCCUGCUUCGAUCGGCGCACUCUCAAAUCUCAGGAUCUUGGAUCUUCAUGCUUGUCAUAACCUUGAGAGGCUUACUGAGAGCAUCACGUCUCUUCAGAUGCUGACCCACCUGGACGUUUCAGAAUGCUACCUUUUGGAGGGCAUGCCAAGGGGCAUUGGUUUGCUUACUGAACUCCAAGUGCUGAAAGGGUUUGUCAUUGGUGGAUCUACAGGCAAGUACAAUUGUCAGGUAGCGGAGCUGGUCAGGCUGGGCAAGCUGAAGAAGCUUAGCAUAUAUAUUGGAAGCAAAGUUCUAGUGACAGAAGACGAACUGCAUGAAGUUGAGAACAUCAAAGCCCUUCGUGUGCUGACAAUUACAUGGGCUGUGUUGCUGUCAACGAAAGGAGCGGAUGAACAAGAUUCAACAGCAACAGCAUUGUUAAAUUCGUUAUCCCUUCCUCCCCAUCUCGAGAAGCUAGACUUGCGUUGCUUCCCUGGUGAGAACAUACCUGUUUGGUUGAGUCCGAGUAGGCUGUUGAGACUACGGAGGCUCUACUUCACAGGAGGAAUGCUGCGCACUUUUGGAGAGAAGAGCAUGUCCGAGCAGUGGAACAUUGAGAUAAUGCGUUUGAAGUUCUUGAAUGACUUGGUACUAGAAUGGACCCAGGUGAAUGAGAUGUUUCCGAACCUGACCUUCCUGGAGGUAUUCAGAUGCAGCAACAUAGAAUCUUUCCCUUGUGACAAGGAUGGAGUGUGGAUGAACUGUGACACCCAGGAAACCAGAGAGUAG
This is a messenger RNA of Triticum aestivum (bread wheat), 3092 nucleotides long. Its product is annotated as disease resistance RPP13-like protein 4. The record is from RefSeq and is a predicted model, not a curated record. Gene Ontology annotation, biological process: defense response to other organism. The transcript is spliced from 2 exons. The coding region runs from base 1308 to 3092 and encodes 594 amino acids. Lineage: Eukaryota; Viridiplantae; Streptophyta; Magnoliopsida; Poales; Poaceae.